This is a messenger RNA of Mandrillus leucophaeus (drill), 2179 nucleotides long. It is a transcript of the gene PACRGL, whose product is annotated as PARK2 co-regulated-like. The coding region runs from base 396 to 1142 and encodes 248 amino acids. Lineage: Eukaryota; Metazoa; Chordata; Mammalia; Primates; Cercopithecidae. The transcript is spliced from 9 exons. The record is from RefSeq and is a predicted model, not a curated record.
UUGCGCGGCGCGACCAGAUUCGGGGCGGGCCGCGCGGAGCCUUAUUUCCCCGAACGCCGGCGCUCGGUGGCAGUGGUCGCGGCUGUUGGCCCACCGAGUGCUGGGCAUAAGCUCCCCCGGCCCCCGGUGGGGGGCAGCUUGUGUGCCGGUCGCGGCGGGAGAGAGGCGCGGUAGGAACGAGUCCCCAGAGCCGUGAACCGCGGGUACGGGUGUCCAGUCCGCGCUGUCGGCCAAGCCGGUUUGCUUCCUGAUCUGUGGCUAGGGCCCUGGGACCCCGUUGCUAAGGACCCUUGAGAUCGUGAGCACUUGGAGUGUGCCCCUCCUUUCCUGGGGUAGAGGGUCUGUCGAGAGUAUCCUUCGUUAACCUUAAUUAAAACUGGAGUGAAAGGGAAGCAAUGCAGAAAUCGGAGGGCUCUGGAGGUACACAGUUGAAAAACAGAGCAAGAGGUGACUAUGAUCAGAGGACAUCAUCAAGCACACAGAUAAAACACAGGGAUGCAGUUCAAGGAAGCAAAUCCUCAUUGUCAACCAUUUCUCCAGAGUCUGCAAGAAAACUUCAUCCUCGACCAAGUGAUAAACUGAACCCUAAAACAAUUAACCCGUUUGGUGAACAGUCACGAGCGCCUUCUGCAUUUGCAGCUAUUUACUCUAAAGGAGGUAUUCCUUGCAGAUUGGUACAUGGUUCAGUAAAACACAGAUUACAGUGGGAAUGUCCUCCUGAAAGUCUUUCAUUUGAUCCACUUCUUAUUACUUUAGCCGAGGGUCUGAGAGAAACCAAGCAUCCAUACACCUUUGUGUCAAAGGAGGGUUUUAGAGAAUUACUUUUGGUCAGAGGUGCUUCUGAAAAAGCUGUUCCUUUGCUACCUAGACUGAUUCCUGUGCUAAAGACAGCUCUGGUCCAUUCGGAUGAUGAAGUGUUUGAAAGAGGAUUGAAUGCCCUAGUUCAGCUAAGUGUUGUUGUUGGUCCUUCUCUAAACGACCAUCUGAAGCAUCUGCUUACAAGCCUUUCCAAGAGAUUAAUGGACAAGAAAUUCAAAGAGCCAAUCACCAGUGCAUUACAAAAGCUAGAGCAACGUGGCGGAAGUGGAAGCCUUAGCAUCAUCAAAUCUAAAAUUCCAACGUACUGCUCCAUAUGCUGUUGAAGAAGGGAGCCAACAAAAAUUGUUUUUACUACCUGGUGACGUGUCAAACACUGACUGUGGGUACUCAUGGAAUCUUUAUUCCAUGUAUUUUAUUCUUUUGUAAAUCACAGCCACCCUUCAUUAUUUACUAGGUUAAAAUGAAUAUACACUGAAUCAAAGUUAUUCAGCAACAAAAAAGAACAGUUACUAAUGGAAAGUUACUAAAAUAAGUUCUGUAAGAGUACAAUUUUCUGAGGUUUUUUUUUUUAAUUUUUAUUAUUUGUGCAAAGAACCAUUAUUGAGUUGGCAAGAUAAGAUGCAUUUGUAUUUUCUGGUGCCUUUUUAUUUAUAACAGUUUUUUGGCAAACAAUUUGUAGCUGUGCCCUGAUUUUUAUAGAUAGUUUGCCGUUUCUUGGGUUUAAUAUUUAACAAGACUGUAGAAAUUUAAAAUAGUGGACAAAUGUUUGUGAAUACACUUUUUAAAAAUUGUUUUAAAAGAGAGAAGGGAUCUUGCUUUGUUGCCAGACUGCAGUGCAGUGGCAUGAUCGUAGCUCACUGCAAGCCUCAAAUUUUAGUGCACAGAUGAUCCUUUCAUCUUAGCUUCCCGAUUAGCUGGGACUACAUGGUGGCACAUGCCACCAUGCCUGGCUAAUUUUAAAAUUUGCUUGUAGAGAUGGGAUCUCACUCUGUUGUCCAGGCUGGUCUCAGUUCUGGCCAGUGAUCCUCCCACAAUGAACUUCCAAAGUGCUGGGAUUACAAGUGUGAGCCACCAUGCCUGGCCCCAUGAAUACACUAUUAAUUAUUGUUUGUAAAUAUGUAUUGUAUAAUGUACAAUGCUUGGAAAAUUUUUUCAGAGUAUUCUAGAAUAGUUUAAGAAAUUUUUUCUAAUUCUGUAAAUUCUAUUACAAGUAUGUUGUUUAUCACAACUCAUUACAACUACCUAAAUUUUAGGUGUUAACUCUAUUUAAGUAAAUACUAUUUUUGCAUUUCAUAGCCAGAAAAUACUGAUGUUCAUGUAAGGAUAUUCAGCAAUUAAAAUGUUAAAACUUGUACAUGCA